Messenger RNA from Ilyonectria robusta, 1777 nucleotides. Its product is annotated as cytochrome P450. The record is from RefSeq and is a predicted model, not a curated record. The transcript has 6 exons. Gene Ontology annotation, molecular function: monooxygenase activity; iron ion binding; heme binding. NCBI's taxonomy places the organism in Eukaryota, Fungi, Ascomycota, Sordariomycetes, Hypocreales, Nectriaceae. Bases 1 to 1470 code for a protein of 489 amino acids.
AUGACAGUCGCCAACUGGCUAGGCUCGGGCUGGGGCUUGACGACGAUGCUCCAAUCCGCUCCGACCCACUUCACGAUCGAGCCCAAUUCGGCAUACGCCUUCCUUUUGGGCCUAUCCGUCGGCCUCCUGGUUUACAGCAUCUUUGUCUCUCCCGUCUAUCUCUCCUCCCUGAAGCACCUCCCUGGACCCAAGCAGGACAACGCCUUCUUCUUUGGCCAGACGCUCAAGUUCCUCCACGUCCCCUGGUUCCCUAAUCUCUACUUGGAAUGGUCUCGCCAGUGGCCGGACGCACCUUUCAUCCGCUAUCUUGGCAUGGCGAACACCGAAACCCUCUUCGUGAACAGCAUCGUGGCGUACAAAGAAAUCCUGCAGACCAAGGCCGCCUGCUUUGUCAAGCCCAAGUUCGCGCGGACCUUUGCCCACGAGACCAUCGGCGAUGGCCUUCCCUUCGCGGAAGGGCAACUCCACAAACUACGUCGAGCUGCGAUGAUGCGGACCUUUUCUGUUCCCAGCCUCAAGGACUCUUUCCCCAUGGUUCAGGAGAAAGCGAGACAGUGGACAGAUGUGCUGAGUCAGAAGAAAAAUGAAGCUGGCGAUGUCGAGAACUUCAACCACCUCGAAACCGACGGCUCGCCUCUGUACAACUCCUUCACGAAUGCUAUGAAGCCAUCCACCUUUGGCCACAUCGUCAACUACCUCAACUCCAGCUUCCCGAUCAGAAAAUAUCUCCCCAUCCAUGAACUUCAGGAAGCGGCGUUCCACCGCGAAAAAGCCCGUGACUUCAUCCGAGCUCAUGUAUCGGCAAGACUCGAGGCGCUGUGGAAGGACGAAGCCGCCAACGGCAAUGCACCAGACGCUCUCCAGUACCUAGUCGAACACUCGGAUUCGGGUUGGGGCAAGAAUGAGAUUGUUGAAUACGCGAUCCACGAGCUGUCUCGCCGACCAGAAGUUCAGCAGCGGCUGCGGGACGAGAUGAAGAGUUUGGGCCACUCGCUUGAGAAUGCCAUUCACAACAAUAUCAACAAGCUCCCGUUCUUGCACAACUUUGUACGCGAGGUUUUGAGACUCUACUGCGCCAAUGGAACAGCGGCCAUGGUGCCCCGCGAAGCAACCUGCGACAUUGACAUCGCCGGCGUGCCUAUCCCGAAGGGCACCGUCAUCCAGCUCUCGCCGGCCGUGAUGAACCUACACCCAUCCGUCUGGGGCCCAACGGCAGGCGACUUCGACCCGGACCGCUGGGACACGCUGAGCGGCGCUGCGGCGAGCCCCUACGCAUUCGAGACGUUCCACAACGGGCCUCGCAUGUGCGUCGGCAAGCAGCUGGCGAUAAUGGAGAUGAAGGUCAUGAUCGUGGAGCUGGUGGGCCGCUUCCGCAUCGAGGCCGACGGCGACGGGCCGCUGGAGAUUGCCCAGCCGACGUUUACUCUGCGACCGAAGGAGAAGUUGGUGGUUAGGCUGGUGGAGUUGUAAUUUGCGACGAUUGUACGAGAUGCUGCGGUAUGAGGCGCUGAGCUAUGGAUGCUGGGCUACACACGCUGAGCGAGAGAUGCUGAGCCAUGAGAAGCUGAGCUAGAUGCUGGGCUAGAGAUGCUGGGCUAUGAGAGACGAGAGAUGAGAGGCGGAUAAUAUGCUCGGUUUGUACUAGAUGGCCUUCGUCAAGAGACGACGACGGGAUUGUUGUCUUCGGCUCUGAUAUUGGACGAAUCACUAGAUUACACUAGAACGCGAGGAAAGAUAGAAAAACAUGUAUGAGUCUUGUAACUUUACUUGAACCAUA